Molecule: messenger RNA, 1891 nt
Organism: Scophthalmus maximus (turbot)
Lineage: Eukaryota; Metazoa; Chordata; Actinopteri; Pleuronectiformes; Scophthalmidae
Gene: lbhl
Product: LBH regulator of WNT signaling pathway, like
Exons: 3
Coding region: 363-839 (158 amino acids)
Biological process (GO): positive regulation of DNA-templated transcription
Cellular component (GO): nucleus
Source: RefSeq, a predicted model, not a curated record
AGGACGGAAGUGGGAUACAGGAGACAAGGGAGCGCGUGUAGGCAGACUCCGCACUGAUCCGGACAAGGGACACAAGGAAUCCAGGCCUCCACCUCCUGAUCCUCCGCUUUACACCUUUUAGGAUCUCUGAGGGUUUACAAAAAAAACAACAACCCACCACCCAGGCUUUCGCCCUGGAGGCCAACAGCCUCGCCGGAGGCUCUGCGGAGGGGGGACGCUGCGGGAGCCGCUCGCCCCCUUCCGCGCCCCCGCUCCAGUCACCUGUGCUCACCGUGGAGGAGUCGGGCUUCACCACCGUGGAGCUGUACCAAGAUGCAGAAGAAGACUUCUGCCCGGCCGCAUCCGAGGGAGGGACGGAGGAGAUGAGUGGUCAAGAUCCGAACUGUGAAGACAUGCAACGGAAGGACCAAAGAUUGGCUUUCCAGAUCUUCCCCGACCCCGUUGAGGUGGUCCUGGCUCCGGAGGCCUCGCUCAACAGCCCCGACCACGGCCGCGGGAAGGAGCGCCUUCCCUCCAUCGUGGUGGAGCCCACGGAGCUGAGCGAGGUGGAGAGCGGAGAGCUGCGCUGGCCUCCGGAGAGCGUGGACACGGAGGAGGACGAGGAGGACCUGUUCCUGGAGCAGUGCAUCCCCCCGGCCAACAUCGCAGACUGGGGGGAGGAGGAGGAGGAGGAGGAGGAGGAGGAGGAGGAGGAUGAAGAGGAGGAGACGUCGGUCAUACUGAACCCGCAGCACGGCCUGACGCUCAUCGGUGAGCCAACGCGUUUGCAUGUUCUCUCCACUCAUAAAUACGACACAUUAUUCCGUUUUUUCCCUGUUUGCAGCCUCGUGACCGUCUGAACAAACACGAUCUCAAAAGUUAAAUCAGGAACAAACAGACCUAGUCGUCAUCAAAGAGGUUUUUCUGCUGCAUCGCCGGAAAAAAAACGCGUGCCGUGCUGCCACGGAUACGGAAGUAACCGUCUUUUGAUUGGCGUCUUGCUCUCUUGGGCUUUGCGGGAGAACAUGGCCGCAGUCAGAGGCCCGAGGAAGAAGAAGACGUUGUGUUUGAUGGAAAAGGUCGGGCGCGUGGGAAGCAGGUCCUUGUGCAGCCAAACACACGUGUCCAAACCCAGAAGUCACUCCGCGAGUCAGGAUUUUCAGGCCACAGCAACAGAUCCCAGACAAGUAUGGAAAAGAAAUACAUCUCUUGAUGACUAAUGUUGUGAAAUUCACAUCUCUUAGAAUCAAAAGUCUAUCUACAGUCAAGAUGCUGACUUGAGAAAAUAUCCCAAGUGUAGAAACAAUUAGCCGCAGCAACACAAAUAAAAAGCCACCAGCAACAGCCGAGUCUGCAUUUUUAUGCUUCUCUUUUCUAAUUUUGAAUGCGAGUGUGUGUGUGUGUGUGUGUGUGUGUGCGUGCGUGCAUGUGCGUGUUUGUGGGCGUUUACCACAGACAGUAACUGCAAAAAUGCGACAUCUGAAGGCAUUUGAAUGUAGGAAGGAAGGAAUGUACUGUGGCAAGAAGUAAAAAAUAAAAUUCAUCCGUGACAGAAGAAAAUCUUUGUUCUGGUAGCAGAAUGAUAAACAUCCUUCCGAUCAUAUCAUCACAUAAAGGGCAGCUGUCAAUGACCAAAUGUCCAUCAGCUGGCUGCAGGUACACUUCUCCAAUCGUGUUGGAGAAGUGAGAAGCGAAAAACCCGUCGCCAACAUUCAUUAGCCGCCGCCGUCAAACGUGGGCAGCGUAGAGAAACUCAACGUGCUGGUUAUGUUUGACAGGUGAACAUGCACAUUUUGAUUUGGUCAAAAAAAGGAAACUCUGAUGUGUGAUAUUGUGGACAUCUGGGAGAUAAUGUUGAAAACGCAAGUUGUACGUGAUCUCGGGGGCUUUGUGCAAUGAACAGUAAGAAGCC